CAAACGGCCAAACUGCGCCGUGAAUAACCCGAACCGCAAACAGCAGACUGGUGUUUUCGCAGCAUUUACCAGGUGCAUCUUCUAAAUGGCACUCUCAAUAGUAUGGUUGGCACUUGCAUUAUUCAGGAUACUGUGGUGCCUGGCUCCACAAACUGGCUAUAUACAUCCUGAUGAAUUUUUUCAGUCACCUGAGGUCAUGGCAGGUGACAUUUUGAAUUUGAAGAUCUUUCGUUCUUGGGAAUUCAAUACCAGCUAUCCGAGCAGAUCAAUCCUUUUCCCAAUGGCCACAACUGGAUUUUCCUUCAUUGUCCUGAAAACUUUACACAAUUUUGGAUUAUUUGGCAGUAUCCUAAACAGCUACAGUUUGUUGAUUUUUCCCAGAUUAUACCUGACAUGCCUAUCCUUUAUAUUGGAUUACUCUAUAUACCAUUUAGCCUGUCUCUGGGGAGCAGACCCUUGGCAUUCUUUAAUACUGCUGAGUGGGUCACAUGUGAUGUUGGUUUUUUACACAAGACCAUUUUCAAAUGUUAUAGAAGGAGUUCUAUUUGCAUUACUGCUGCUGUUUGUGGCUAUGGACGUACAGCAAACAAGUGUGGCAAUACAUCCUAAGGAGGAGGAAAGAACGAACAAUAAAUAUCUUAUUGGGGUUGUUUUGGUCUCUGGAUUUUUUAAUAGGCCCACAUUCAUUAGUUACGCUUUAAUGCCAAUGCUCUUGUGGCUUUCUCAUGAUCAGAAAGAAAAGUUUCAAUUCAACUUAAGAACAAUACUGAAAACAUCAUUUAGCAUUUUUUCACCUGUAAUUGUAACCAGUUUUGUUUUCAUUAUUAUUGAUACACUAUAUUUUAAUUUAUUGGUUUCUGAAAUUGAUUGGUUUAUGGAAGAUAGAAAUUCUAUACACAAACAUAUCAUUAAUCUAAGUAAACGCCUAGUUUUAACUCCACUUAAUUUCAUUUUGUAUAACUUGGAUCCAGACAAUCUUUCUGUACAUGGGAGGCAUCCCUGGUUUACACAUCUGACUGUUAAUGGUUUUACAAUGUUUGGUGCUCUUCACUUGUCAGCUUUUGUAUCUGUUAUCAGAAUUACAACUCAGAAGUCUGUUGGCAUAGGUAGGCGUCAUGACCCAAAGAAACAGCAGUUUGAAAAGAGAUUACGAAUGCAGUUUCCUGUUCCCCCUCCAAUUACUAAGUAUUUAAUUUUGGUCUAUUUUGUUCCUCUAAUCAUCUUGUCCUUGUUCAGUCAUCAGGAGGCACGGUUUCUUAGUCCACUUAUUAUACCAGUUGUUAUACAUAGUGUUUUAAAUUAUGAGAUAUUGAGGGGGAAAGCUGUAAUUGUUGUGUUUAACAUUUUAUGUUCUGUAUUUUUUGGCUGUCUGCACCAGGGUGGCUUAAUUCCUUGUUUGUCCUAUUUAGAAAAUGUUUUGCAUUCAAAAGAUCCCAUAGCUAACCAGUCUGAGCAUGAUUUGAUAUUUUAUCACACCUACAUGCCUCCUAGAUAUCUCUUGAACAUCAAAUCAGACCAAGAGUAUAUCAGAAUCAUUGACUUGGGAGGGUCUGAUGUGUCUAUACUCAAUAACACAGUGAACGGAUUGCACGACAAUUUCUCAAUGCACUUGACAAAUAUUUACAUUAUUGCACCUGGCACUGUUCAAGAUGAUAUCAAAAGCUGUGGCUUUCAUUGGAAAACUGUUGUAUCAUUCUUCCCUCAUUUAACUAUGGAAGAUCCACCUGAUAUUUCUUCUUUUCUUUAUGAAGAUGGAUUGAACCAGCUGAGUCUUUACAUUUUCAAAGUGCACACAAAAUCAAAGAUUUAG
Messenger RNA from Hemiscyllium ocellatum (epaulette shark), 1810 nucleotides. RefSeq names its product GPI mannosyltransferase 4-like. Gene Ontology annotation, cellular component: endoplasmic reticulum membrane. Lineage: Eukaryota; Metazoa; Chordata; Chondrichthyes; Orectolobiformes; Hemiscylliidae. Bases 86 to 1810 code for a protein of 574 amino acids. Gene Ontology annotation, molecular function: alpha-1,2-mannosyltransferase activity. The record is from RefSeq and is a predicted model, not a curated record. The transcript is spliced from 3 exons. Gene Ontology annotation, biological process: GPI anchor biosynthetic process.